UUAAUCGUCGCUNUCCCAGCCUCGUCGUCUGAAACCGUGUCAUCCGAGUCGGCCAAUGUGCCACUGAUUUCCAAAGAGAAACCGCUUGGUGGUCCCGGAUUCGCACCACUCAAUCCGGCCACCUAUAUUGAUGCGCUGAUACAGAGUCACUUAAAUCGCGCUCAGCUUCAGAAUCCGCGUGCCAGCGAGGCCGAGCCCGAUGCCCGAACGGUGAAUCCGAAAACCGAGGACUUGAUCAAAGAUCCAGCCAGUCCAAAUGGUGGUAGCCCGUCGACAGACGGAGAUUUGCGGCGUUCACAGCCAGAAAACAACGGUACAACUCGCUCGUCCAAUAUCAUUCAUCCACACGCCGCAGUGGAAUCCAGUGCAUCGGAGCGGAACCAUGUUGCACCCGGAAAAAGUACACUUGAGGAACAGAUUAACAAGGCAAUUGCGGAGGAGAUUCGUGCUCAAAUACGCUCUCAAACUUCGGAUUCCGGUCUACCGGUUGGAGACAAUGUAGCUUUAACCCAGUCGGAAUCACCGCAUUUCAAUACCGCCACUGCCUCGAGCAAUACACCGUCCACAGACGUCCUGCCCUCAGCCGGAAGACCCUUGAAGAAGCGCGAUCGAAGCAACUCUUACCUUUUUAUUCAAGGGAACUCCGAUACUGCACCCGCCUCCGGGGACUCUGCCACCGUCAGUCCAUCUGCACCAAUCUUGGCCGAUCCCACUUCUGGCGAGGCCGAAGAAAAAAAGAUAUCUGCGUUGUCUCGUCCAAAUGGUACACGUCUACCUCAUGAUAUUAGUGCACGGUUACCUCUAGAUGCAAAAAUAUUGAAUUCCGGUUGGUUUAUCGACACGAGUGCUCCUGUGGAGGACAGCGGAAAAACCGCUUCGAUGGCAAACAAGCGCACUGUCACUGAAGUGCUGUCUGAAGAUUCGAAGAAAUCGGACCCAGCUCCCGAAGUAAAUAGUGCAUCUAAUUUGGCUCACUUGGAUCGUUCCGGCGAAUCACAUUCACCCUCAGUCGGUGAGGCAGAAUCGCCUGGUAACUUGCAGAUUGAUCUCGCUGCUGCAGACAUUUCUCCGUCGCUGACACUGAACGAGUCCCAUCUGCCAACGUCCACAUCCCCAAAGCAUCUUGAGUCGACGGCGGACAUUUUGCCAACUAUGAGCCCCAACUCUGUAGUUCGUGUUCCCAUCCCGAUCGCUCAGUCCAGUUCUUGUCGCAGUGAAUCCGGUCAGGGACCGUUUUCCAACACCGAUUGUACGACACGGCUCACUCCGUUGGGUUCACAUCCAAAAGGUUUGCCCCCGUUGCUCACUUUGUCGAGCACUGAGAUGGUACAACUGGCUCAGUCUAAAACGGUCAGUCCGAAAUCGUCUCCUCGAUCCGUGGUACAUCAGCCAACUUAG
Echinostoma caproni is the source of this 1398-nucleotide messenger RNA. Lineage: Eukaryota; Metazoa; Platyhelminthes; Trematoda; Plagiorchiida; Echinostomatidae. The record is from the annotation of a GenBank genome assembly.